UCCAUCAUUUCUAUCAAUCGCUCGCUACGUAUAGUAAAAAGUUUUCAAAUUUGUAUAGUACCAAUUUGAUACGAUAAAUUUCUGUAUUUUCUAUAUAUAAAUUUCUGUAGUUCCAAAAAGCUGGUUGUGCAACAAGUCACUCAAGAUGACGGACCGGUUUUUGGAGAAGCUGAAAAUAUCCUUAGAAAAUACAGAAAAGCCUUCGAAACCUAUUUCAUCAGAAACUCUCACAAGACUGAAGGCCCUUAGUAAAUAUACAGAUAUCCGGCUCAACCUGGUCAAAGAUAUAACGACUUUGCUUAAAGAGAAAGGAAGCAAAAAAACCGAGUUAUCAGAAACAUGGAUGAAGAAUACGUUGCGAGUCGUGGGAUGUUUAGUAUCCAAAGAAAAUUUUUCUCUGGAUAAAUUCCUCAACGAAAAGGACCCAGGUGCAGAUGCCACAUUAGAAGAUAACUAUGCAGAGUUCAAGAAGCGCUUCAGUGAGCUCUGGACUGAAGUUAUGAAAUGGAAAAUGACCCCCUCCGUUCAUAAAGAAGUUGUAAUUUUAAUACCAGACAGGAUAAUGAUUCACUUGACGAAGCCGCUGCAUAUGAGCCAUUUCUUGUUGGAGUCAUUUAAAAUGGGUGGGCCAGUUGGUCUUAUCUCACUGCAUGGGAUUUUUCUUCUGAUGCAAAAAUACAAUUUUGAUGUUCCAGACUUCUACAAUAAGCUGUAUUCAAUGUUCACCCAAGAAAUGCUUCAUUCAAAGUACCGAUCAAGAUUUUUUGCGUAUUCUCGAGAUUUCUUAACCUCGACGCAUUUGCCAGAAUAUUUGGUAGCAGCAUUCGCGAAAAAGAUGGCCAGACUCAGCCUACAUGCUCCUGCACCAGCGAUUCCUAUGAUGUGCGAUUUUAUAACCAAUUUAAUAAUUGAGCAUCCUGGGUUAAGAACGCUAGUUAACAAAAAGCCACUGGACACCACCAACAAAAAAGAGGACGGUUCACUUGAAUUGGAAGGGGAUCCCUUUGAUGAGGACGAAGUUGAUCCAAUAAAAUCCAAGGCAAUGGAUAGCUGUCUUUGGGAGAUUAAAACGCUGCAACAUCACAUCUUGCCCACAAUCUCCUUAUCGGCACGAUUCAUUUCAAAAACUCUUCCAAAAGUCCAGAAAGAUUUAGACGAAACUCUAUCUCAGACGUAUGAAGAUGUUGCUGAAAAAGAGAAAGCAGCGUCAGCUUCUCUGGAUGUUAUCCCAACGCAUCAGUUAAAAGUUACACCUCUUGACGAAGAUGAAAAACGCAUUUUUAUGGGGUUUUAGAAGUUAUUCCAUGAUAUUGUCUUUGCAGUUUCGUUUAUACUAUUUCUUUAUAUCAUGACAAAAAUAAAAACACUACUACACACUGGAACAUG
Molecule: messenger RNA, 1386 nt
Organism: Folsomia candida
Lineage: Eukaryota; Metazoa; Arthropoda; Collembola; Entomobryomorpha; Isotomidae
Product: nucleolar complex protein 4 homolog
Exons: 6
Coding region: 146-1294 (382 amino acids)
Biological process (GO): ribosome biogenesis
Cellular component (GO): nucleolus; small-subunit processome; Noc4p-Nop14p complex
Source: RefSeq, a predicted model, not a curated record